AUGGCUUCCGGAUGGUCACAAAACUUAGGAAGUCCUUGCACUACUGUGCUCCUUAGCAUUUCUGAAACGGUGCCGCGACCACCAGACGCCAUCCUGAGACAAGCGUCGCUGAGACUACUCAGGGAGAGAAUCGCGACAACCAAAAAGGGCCUGGCCGAGACUUCCAAAAAACUUCUCGAUCUACAUCUAUCCCUCUCCUACAAACUAGAACCGGACCUGUGGCAAACCAUAGACCGGAUUACACACGAGCAAGCCACCCGCUCGGCAGAAUUAAGAACCAAAACACAAAAAGAAAAAUUUGCAAAAAUGAAACCACACACGCAAACAGCAGCUUCUCCCCUGACAGUAAAGAACCUUAGUAGCCAGACCCUUUCACCCGCCGAAACAGCCAUCCUUGCCAAAGGACACAACUUUGCAGUCAUCCCCUCCAGGAUCCCGACAGAAGAGAUCAUCAGCCAAAUAGAAACCGCCAUCUUCCAACUCCCACCUGAAGCAGGAAACAACAUCAGACAGCAGUCAGCCCAAAUCCUCCGAAAAGCCAAACUUCCCAUCCAAAACAUUAACAGGGAAGAACGACUAGCGCUUCGAAGCCUAAGACAGAAUGACGACAUCCUCAUUCUACCGGCGGACAAAGGCAACGCAACAGUGGUAAUGGACAAAAGAGACUACCACGACAAAGUCAACACCUUGCUGUCCGACGCCCAAGUCUACAAAAAACUAAAACGCGAUCCAACCACUAGCGUAGAGAAGAAAACCUCCUCCCUGAUCAAAAAGGCGAACCUCCCUUCGCUAACCACGAAAUACCUGACCCCCAGCGACAGCUCAGCACCCAGACUAUACGGCCUUCCGAAGAUUCACAAAGAAUCAGUCCCCCUACGGCCUAUCGACCUCCACUAA
Messenger RNA from Vollenhovia emeryi, 897 nucleotides. RefSeq lists its product as uncharacterized. Lineage: Eukaryota; Metazoa; Arthropoda; Insecta; Hymenoptera; Formicidae. The coding region runs from base 1 to 897 and encodes 298 amino acids. The record is from RefSeq and is a predicted model, not a curated record. The transcript is spliced from 2 exons.